CCAGCCGCCACCAUCCAGCCUACCAACCAAGCCAGGCCUACCAUCCAGCGCAGCCUGCCAGCCCACCAUUCCAGCCCACCAAAACAUCCAAGCCAGCCAGCCCACCAUCCAGCCCUACCCAACCAUCCAGCCAGCCCACCCAUCGCAGCCAGCCCACAUCCAGCCAACCACCAGCCACCAUCAUCCCGGCCACCAUCCAGCCCACCAGCCAACCACCAUCCAGCCCACCAGCCAGUCCACCAUCAGCCUGCCAGCCCACCAUCCAGGCCUGCCAGCCCCACCAUCCAGGCCUGCCAGCCCACCAUCCAGCCCUGCCAAGCCCACCAUCCAGCCUUACCAACCAUCCAGCCAGCCACCAUUCAGCCAGCCCACCAUCCAGCCAGCCCACCAUCCAGCCAGCCACCAUCCAGCCCACCAUCCAGCCAGCCCACCAUCCAGCCAGCCCACCAUUCCAGCCAGCUUCACCAUCCAGGCAGCCACAGCCAGCCCACCAUUCAGCCAGCCCACCCAUCCAGCCAGGCCACCAUCCAGGCCAGGCCCACCAUCCAAGCCAGCCACCAUCCAGCCAGCCCACCAUGCCAGCCAGCCCCCACAGUCAGCAGCCCACCAUCCAGCCAGCCCCACCAUCCAGCCAGCUCACCAUCCAGGCAGCCCCACCAGCCAGCCCCCACCAUCAGUCCACAGCCCACCAUCCAGCCAGGCCACCAUCCAGCCAGCCCACCAUCCAGGCCCACCAUCCAGCCAGCCCACCAUCCAGCCAGGCCCACCAUCCAGCCAGCUCAACCAUCCAGGCAGCCCACCAGCCAAGCCACCAUCCAGCCAGCCCACCAUCCGCCAGCCAGCCCACCAUCAGCCCAGCCCACCAUUCCAGCCAGCCCACCAUCCAGCCCAGCCAUCCAGCCCACCAAUCCAGCCAGCCCACAUCCAGGCCAGCCCACCAUCCAGCAGCCCACCAUCCGCCAGCCACAAUCCAGCCCACCAUCCAGCCAGCCACCAUUCCAGACCCACCACCCAGGCCCACCAUCCAGCCAGCCCAUCCAGCCCACCAUCAGUCAGCCCCACCUUCCAGCCCCACCAUCCAGCCUCAUCAUCCAGCCAGCCAGCCAUCCAGCCCACCAUCCAGCAGGCCCACCAUCCAGCUCACCAUUCAGCCAGCCCACCAAUCCAGCCAGCCACCAUCCAGCUCAUCAUCCAGCCAUCCAGCUGCCAGCCGUUCCAGUCAGCUCACCAUCCAGUCAGCUCAACAUCCGCCAGCUCACCAUCCAGCCAGCCAUCCAGCCUACCCAAUUCCAGCCAGCUCACCAUCCAGCCAGCUCACCAUCCAGCCAGCCCACCAUCCAUCCAGGCCCACAUCUCAGCCAGCUCACCAUCCAGCAGCCCAACAUCCAGCCCACCAUCCAGCGGAGUCCACCAGCCAACCCACCAUCCAGCCAGCCCACCACAUUCCACGAGCCCACCAUUCCAGCCAGCCCACCAUCCAGCCAGCCCACCAUCCAGCCCAACAUCCAGCAGCCCACCAGUCAGCAAGCCCACCAUCAUCCCAGCGAGCCCACCAUCCAGCCAGCCCACCAGCAGCCACCAGCCAGCCCACCAUCCAGCCAGCCACCAUCCAGUCAGUCACCAUCCAGCCAGCUCACCAUCCAGCCAGCUCACCCAUCCAGCCCCACCAUCCAGCCAGCUCACCAUCCAGCCAGCUCCACCAUUCCAGCCCACCAUCCAUCCAGCCCACCAUCCAGCCAGCUCACCAUCCAGGCAGCCCACCAUCCAGCCACCAUCCAGCCCACCAUCCAGCGAGCCCACCAUCCAGUCCACCAGCCAGCGAGCCCCACCAUCCAGCGAGCCCACCAUCUCAGCCAAGCCCCCACCAUCCAGCCCAACAUCCAGCCAGCCCACCACUCCAUGCCAGCGAGCCCACCAUCAGCAGCCCACCAGCCAGCCACCAUUCCAGCGAAGCCACCAUCCAUUCAGCCCACCAUCCAGCGAGCCACCAUCCAUCCGCCCACCAAUCCAUCCAAGCCCAACAUCCAUCCCACCAUCCAGCCAGGCCCACCUUCCAUCCAGCGAGCCCACCAUCCCAGCCAGCCCCAUCCAGCCAGCCCACCAUCCAGCCAGCCCACCAUCAGCAGUCCCACACACGAGCACCACAGCGGCCCACCAAUCCACACCCACCAUCCAGCCAGCCCCAACAUCCAGCCAGCCCACCAUCCAGCCAGCCCCAGAACCAGCCAGCCCAUCCACCGCCACCCACCACCACCAUCCAGCCAGCCAACCAUCGCAGGCCCACCAUCCAGUCCAGGCCCCACCACCCACCACCGCCCACCACCAGCCCACCAUCCAUGCCACCCACCAUCCAGCCAACAUCCAGCGAGCCCACCAUCCAAGCCAGCCCACCAUCCAGCCAGCCCCCACCAUCCAGCCCACCAUCCAGCCAGCAGCCAUUCCACCACCAUCAGCCAGACCAG
Molecule: messenger RNA, 2462 nt
Organism: Salvelinus sp. IW2-2015
Lineage: Eukaryota; Metazoa; Chordata; Actinopteri; Salmoniformes; Salmonidae
Source: RefSeq, a predicted model, not a curated record